Messenger RNA from Gavialis gangeticus (Gharial), 970 nucleotides. RefSeq names its product translocase of inner mitochondrial membrane 22 (gene TIMM22). The annotation marks the transcript as partial. NCBI's taxonomy places the organism in Eukaryota, Metazoa, Chordata, Crocodylia, Gavialidae. Gene Ontology annotation, molecular function: transmembrane protein transporter activity. The transcript has 3 exons. Gene Ontology annotation, biological process: protein insertion into mitochondrial inner membrane. The record is from RefSeq and is a predicted model, not a curated record. Gene Ontology annotation, cellular component: TIM22 mitochondrial import inner membrane insertion complex.
CCCCCGCGUGCUCCGGCAGGGCUGGUGCUGGGCGGCGCGUUCGGCGUGUUCACGGCCGGCAUUGACACCAACGUGGGCUUCGACCCCAAGGACCCGCUGCGCACGCCCACGGCGCGGGAGGUGCUGCGGGACAUGGGGCAGCGCGGCGUCUCCUACGCCAAGAACUUCGCCAUCGUGGGCGCCAUGUUCUCCUGCACCGAGUGCCUGGUCGAGUCGUACCGCGGCAAGUCCGACUGGAAGAACAGCGUCGCCAGCGGCUGCAUCACAGGAGGAGCGAUCGGCUUUCGAGCUGGUUUGAAAGCAGGGGCCCUUGGCUGUGGAGGCUUUGCCGCUUUCUCUGCAGUGAUCGAUUACUACCUGCGGUAACAGCGGUGUCCGGGGGAGCGCAGCCCAGCUGCAGUGGGGCCACCAGCCUUGCCUCUCUGCCUUGGGCUUGUCCACCAGAGCAAGCUGGAUGUUGCCUGCUGCAUUUCCUACACAGCUGACAAUCGGCCAGCCCAUAGCGCUGGCAGGCUGCCUUUCAGCACAACUGCUGGAGCCUCUUGGGGCAGGGCCAGGCUCAGUGGUCAGUAUCCUCCGAAUGAAUUGGCCGACUGUGUCCGUUUCCGGGAACGGAGCCUGCUUUCCCCCUGCCUUCCAGACCCUUUGGGGUCUGACUGCUAUCAAAUGCAUUGCCUAUGUGGAAAGAUCCCUGCAGGCACUCCCUGGAUACGGAGACUCGGCUGACCCAUCUCAUGACUUGCUGCAGAUGUUUAAUGGUACCUGGUUUGCAGCCACAGCUCUGCUGGAAAGCAGUGCAGUAUCGUGCGGGAGAACUUGUAGGCUCCAGCUCACGGCCAAUGCCCAGCUGCGUAGGUCAUCUUGUUUCAGGUACCUGGGAGCUGGGCAUCCCGGGGUUCAGCAACGCCUCUCCUGGCCUCGUGCUGUUUAAUUACUGGUCGCACUGAAAUAAAAGCUUAAUGGAGAGGAG